ACCCCACCUUAUUCCUGACUUUGGACAACACCAGGCAAUUUGCCAUUUGCUUUUCAAGGGAACUCAUCCUAACGAAAAACCGCCUCCCGAAACUUUACCAACUCUUUUAGUUAAGAUGGUCGCUAAAGUUCCUAGGAACUUUCGCUUGCUCGAAGAGCUAGAGAAGGGCGAGAAAGGGUUGGGUGCUGAUGGUUGCUCUUAUGGUCUACAGGAUGGAGACGACGUGAUGAUGUCUAACUGGAAUGCUACCAUUCUGGGACCUCCCCACAGCACCCACGAGAACCGCAUUUACAGUUUGAAAAUACACUGUGGAGAUUCCUACCCAGACGAACCCCCGGUGGUCCACUUUAUAUCUAAAAUCAAUCUUCCCGGUGUUGAUCCUAAUAAUGGCAAGGUCGACCUACUCAAACUGGGUCGUGUGAGCCAAUGGAACAGGGAUAACACUAUGGAGAAAAUCCUUGUGGCUUUGAGGGAACACAUGGCCAGCCCGAAUAACAGAAAGGUCCAUCAGCCCCCCGAAGGUACUACCUUUUAAUUUUCGCGUAUUUUCAUUUUACUAUCAUACUAUUAUGGAUGCAUGAGCUUCCUAGGGGUUUCUCGGUUCUGUGUUUGGCAAUUCAAGUAGUUACAUGGCUUCUGCCAUAUAGGCUUGCCGUGCUCUCUCGAUCUCAUAUCGGUGUCUGUUUCAGAGACAAGAUGCCAACACGGCAAAUACUUGUACUAUGUAGGUACAGACCGGUCG
This is a messenger RNA of Tuber melanosporum (Perigord truffle), 742 nucleotides long. RefSeq lists its product as uncharacterized. The record is from RefSeq and is a predicted model, not a curated record. Bases 116 to 535 code for a protein of 139 amino acids. Lineage: Eukaryota; Fungi; Ascomycota; Pezizomycetes; Pezizales; Tuberaceae. Gene Ontology annotation, cellular component: nucleus. The transcript is spliced from 6 exons. Gene Ontology annotation, biological process: DNA damage tolerance; protein K63-linked ubiquitination.